Messenger RNA from Drosophila navojoa, 8849 nucleotides. It is a transcript of the gene klar, whose product is annotated as klarsicht. The record is from RefSeq and is a predicted model, not a curated record. Gene Ontology annotation, molecular function: kinesin binding. Gene Ontology annotation, cellular component: nuclear envelope; perinuclear region of cytoplasm; membrane. Gene Ontology annotation, biological process: nuclear migration; nucleus organization; cytoskeleton organization. NCBI's taxonomy places the organism in Eukaryota, Metazoa, Arthropoda, Insecta, Diptera, Drosophilidae.
UUUUGACCAUAAACAAAAACAACUUCGAGCGGUUUGGACGCGUAGCGGACGUUAUUCGCGUCGCUGUGUUGUUUCAUUUCAAACAAAUGGCCGCCGACGCGUGUGCACAGUUAAAGAAAAAGUGUUAAAUGUUUUGUUAUAAGUGUAAUUGUCGUCGUUGAUUAAUCGAAUUGUGAAAACCACUGGUCGCGUUUAGUUUUUAUUACUUGAAAUAGUUUUGCCAUGAAACAGCGGUAAAUACAAAGCUGUUUGCAUACAUGUGCAUGGUUAUAGUGUCUGUAUUAGUGUCCGACAAAGUGCAUGUGCACGGAAAUCAAAGUGCCGCAAACACCAAACAAGUAAAACAGAUGAAAUAAUAUUUCUGAAUGUCUGCGUGUGAAUUGCGAGCACAAAGAGCAGCUAAAUGUGCUAAAAUUAAAGUUUAAAACAAGCAACUAGCAGGUAUCGACACACACACACACACGUCCGUAGAAACACACUCAUGCACACAUUUAUAUGCUGAGAGAAGAAAAAACCCGACGGCGAAUGCAGUGCGUGCAAUUGUGUGUGUGUGAGGGCGACAAAUUCGCCCUGUAUGUGAGAGAGUAAAAGAAAAGAAGAAGCACGUAUGCGUUUUGUGUUUGCUUUUGCAUUUGAUUUUGCGCUUUACAUGUGCUGAGUGCUGUGGGGUUCAAAUUCCAAUUGGAAUUUGCAAGUUGCGCAUGCGUUGCCGCAUUGAAAAAAAUCUGGUAUUGUGUAUUUAUUGUGAGUGUAUGUGUUUGUAAACUAAAUCAUUCAACAAACUCAACGAAGCAGCUGGCUUAACAUCAACACGAACAGCAACAAAGCAGAAAGUGAAUUGAAAGGCAACCGACAACAUUUGCUUUGGAGUGGAGCCAACAACAGCAACAACAACAUCGAUUGCAGCAACAACCACAUUUUGGUCACUUUUCACACUUUUGGAGUUAAUUGAAAUUCACGAUUAAAUUGUGAUUUUUUCUUUUUAUCAAGAAAAUAACGAAAAGAGUUUUGCAUGAAAAGCAAACGAACGGAAAAACGAAUUAAAAAUCCCGCCAGGAACUGGAACUGAGUCGAAAACAGAUAAAGCUACGUAAAGGUCGGAGCAGCACAGCGGAACGGAACGCAUGGCAUGAAACGAAUGGAACGCCCAGCGAUGGCAGACAUGCAAAUUUAUGCAUUUUGAAGUCCAGCUACAAAAGCAGCAGCAACAGCAACAACACUAACAACAACGAAACACGAUUCAAAGCAGAUUUUAAGCAAAUUAAUUAAAUUAACAAACACAUGGAAAUCGGAACCAAAAACAAUUAGCGCCACACUAUGGAAGCUGCCACAGCAACGCGAAAUCGAGCAGACGAGAUGGAUGAGGUGGAGAUUGAAGCAGAGGCGGUGACGGUGGCGGUGGCAAUGGACACGGGCGUGGCCACAGAGGAGACGUCAUUUAGCAACCAAGAGACUGAUAAAGCGGCCAUCACAAUGAAGUGCAGCAACGGAAGCACUGACAUAACUAACACAACAACAACAACAACAACAGCAACAGAGACGAUAGAAACGGCAACAGCAACCAUAUUGAGAUUGGAGGAUGUGGUUGCAUUUGUCAUGCCAGCAGUGGGCGCCACCAAUCCACGCACCACCAAAUCCGCAACGAAAUCAGCGAGCAGCAGCCGCAGCAGCUCGCUAAGAAAACAAAAGCAAAAGCUCAACAUGCUGGAUGUGAUUGGUUGUGGUGCAGGUGGUGGUGGUGCGGGUGGUGCAGGCGCAGGUGUGAUCGGCGGUGCCGCCGGCAACGAUAUGAAAAUAUCACAAUCGAUGACCUCGCUGCCAGCGGACGAGCUGCAGCAGGAGCGACGUGAUGUCAUCCAAGCCAAGCUGCAUCUGGAGCGGCCCUACAACAGCCUCAAGAAAAACUCACAGAGCAGCAGUAGCAAGUGCUCCGGCGGCAACAAUAGCAACAAAAUGCACCGUUAUUCGUGGGGCAGCGGCCACAGCCACAGCAGCUCGACCAGUCUGCACAGCAGCGCCACCUUGGGACUCGGCUCGUCGGGCAAAGACGACCUCUGGGCGGCCAUACAAACGAACUAUAACUAUAUUAUGGACACAAACCUGCUCGAUACGUGCAAAGAGGCACGGUUUGAGAUUGAGGAGGCGCAGCCAAUGUCACGCGAGUCUAAAUUUACGGGCAGUCAGUUGCAUAUUUUGGAUGAAACACAGCGGCCGGAGGGCUUGUGCGAGGAUCCCAAGGAAUUGCGUCGCUGGCUACGCGACAUGGAGAAUAAAUUGGAAAAUGCGCCAACCAUAUCGGAAUUGACGCUGUAUUGUAAUUCGGAGCUGCAGCGCCAUCUAGCAGUACACUCGGUGUUGUACCAUGAAAUCGUAUCACACGCUCGAGUUGUAAGCGCUUGCAUACGUGCCGCCUCCGAAAGGGAACGGGAACAAUCCCAGUUGCAGUCGCAGUCGCAGUCGCAGCAGCCUGCUUCCUUAACCAGCAACUGCUCCAGCGAAUCGACCAGCGACUCGGCCACCAAAUCGCACAGUCUCAGCAGCGGCUUCGCCUCUGAUGCAGCCCCAUUGACCACGCCCAGCGUUGGAGUUGCGACUGGCUCUGGACUUGUCGCAGCUGGCGGCAGCAGCAACAGCAACAGCAACAGCAGCAACAACAACACAGCCCAUCCAAGAAAGGGUGAAGGCAAUUUGGAACGAUUGCGCGAUCGCUAUCACCUGAUCUACUUGAAGGCCUUCGAGCUACAGCUGUGCCUGGAUAAUUUACUGCGCAAACGCAGCUCGACCGCGAACGGCUUGGAUGACGACGACGACACCGAAGACGAUUCGUUCGGCUACGAGGGCGAAGACGGCGACGCAGCCACCGAGGACGAUCUGAACGAGGCCGUUUCCGAUUUGGAUUUGGAGUGCGAGAGUGCGCCCAGCCAUAACUCGACGGAGCUCUUGCAGCGCUGUCAGCUAACUGCCACAGAGAUCGUCGUUGCCAGCGUCCAAGCUGAGGAUCAGUCACGCGAUUGUAUCGCAACCCAAAAGCCUGGUGACGAGGCGGACGAGGAAGACGACGACGACGCCGACGUUGUUGACUUUGUGAUUGCCAAGCGAGCCUGGCGACCGGGCAAAGGUAACCACCACCACAACCACCUCAACCACAGCGGCAACUCGGCAGCUGGAGCGGCUACGCUCACCGACUUUGAGGCCGACUCCGAGAGCAGCGAUCUGGAGCAAGUGCAGCAGCUGAGGCGAGGCGGAGGCGCCUGUUGUAGUGGUAUCUCCUUCAAUCAGCGCCUGGCUCAGCUGACGGCGGGUCAUCUAAAUAUGUCGCACGCCAUCAACAGCAUCAACAGCAGCAGCAGCAUCAACUGCAACGGCAACGCCAGCGCCAACGGCAACACCAACGGCGGCGGCAGCGGCAGCGGCAGCAGCUCGACGCCAAAUUUAUCAAAUUUGUCGCUGCUGCAGACGCGACACGGCAACAAGAUGUUGCCGCCCCAAUGCCACAGCAGCCACAACGGCAAGGCGAAGAGCAUUGCCGUCGCGGUGAUUACGCCGAACACACACCACAGCAAUGGGCAUGGCCAUAAUGGCCACGGCCACGGUCACGGCCACGGCCACAGCCACAGCCAUAGCCACGACCUGAACAAGUCGCCGACGGUGCUGAGAAAGUCGCAGAUGCAUCGCAGUCAUAAUGACACCUCCAAGUUCAAUCGAUCCAAUCGCAAGUCCAAGAACUGCGCCAUUUUCUACUUCAAGCACUUGGACACGGACAAUGAGACGAGCGGCGCCGGCACCGACCCGGCUGGAGAGGACCAUGAGCUGGAACGUGCCAGCGAAAUACUGAAAUCGGCUGAUGCCUCAUCGGAUGACGACGACGAGGGUUGGCUCUACACGGCAGCAACGGGCGCAGCGGCAACUGUUACGGCUGCAGCAGCAACAUCCACCGUCGAUGGUCUGCAGUCGGCUGCCAUCUCAUCGACAACGUCUGGCGCCGUUGCUGGAGUCAGCGACGACUCUGAUAAGGAGAACAAGGAGUUGCUGUUGACCACGUCGGCAACAGCAACAGCAACAGCAGCAGCCGCAGCAACAACAACAGCAGCAUCAAUAAUCGCAACUGUUGUUGCUGUCGGCGGCAGCAGCAGCAACUACGACAGCAGCAGCGCCUGCUCCUCGUCCAAUUCGAACGGUGUCCAUACGGAGACCUCGGCCACCUCACGGGUUACCCAAAUGCAGCGCAGCGUUGUCGACAUGGACAUUCAGUUUCAAAUCAAUGGCAGCGCCAGCGAUGGCAGCAACAGCAACAGCAACAUGAGACACAUCAUUAGCAACAAUUGCUACAAACAAAUGCAGUGCGACAGCGACAACAACAACACCCCUCAGCAGCAGCAGCAGCAACUGAAUGCCAACAACAAUAAUCACAAACAACAACAACAACAACAACAGUUGCGCUUUGACUCUAAGCAACUGCAACAGCAACUGAAGCUGAAUCUGGAGAACGCUGCCGAGGCAACUGUUGCUGAUAACACAAAUGGAAAUGCAGCACUGCUGCUAUGCCACAACAACAACAACAACAAUAACAGCAGUUUCUACAGUCGCGCAGAUAUUUGCAACAUCAGCGUUUGGCCCAGCGACAUGACCAAUGGCAACUCGAGUCCAACUGCCCAGCAGAACGGAGGCAGUCGACUGCCGCCUCGAUCGCCUGCCAAGUCCGCCAAGUCGGCCAAAUCCGGCAAAUCGCUGGCGAGCAGCAGCAAUGCGACUAUGUCGCCAACGAAGGGCAAGGUCUCGCAUGAUUCAAUCAAGCAGCUUGUGCUCGAAGCGGAGCAUUUGGUGCGCGACGCUCAGGAGUCAUCGUUGAAGACGCCAACGAAGCAGAAACAUUCCAUCAUCAAAAUCUCGUCGACGGUCAAGAAACGCGAACUCCAAAUGCCGGGACCCAUCAAGCAGCGCGUCGAGGAAUGGCUGGAGCAUCAGCCCUCCACGCCCCAGCUGCUGAAUCGCAAUCAUCUGGAGUUGCCCAUCAAGCCGGACGACUGCGAGGCUUCGGGUGAGGCGAGCGAAACGGACUCCAUGCCCCAGACGAAUCUUGUUUGUGGGGCCAACUCGGACUCCUCGGAGGGCUUCACCGACUCCAUUGCCACUUGCAUGCAGACGAGCACCAACUCGUACGGCAAUUCGACGGAGCGCAUUGGCGGCUCGGCCGAGCCCAUCCACCAGCCGGCCACGCCGCUUGGCUUCGGCAGCAGCAACCAGAGCUUGAAUGUGAAGAUCGUGAAGCGCACGCAGACGCGUCGCAAGUCGGAGCGUCCAUGGAGCGUCUCCUGCCUGUCGCAGUUGACCACCGAUGCCGCCCAGCUGACCACAGCCAUCACGGCCGUCGGCCAGAGCUCGCCUGGCACGGGGCUGGCCAGUCACUCGAUUAGCGAGAGCGCUCUGGACUCGCUGUCGCCAGGUCCGCGUGCUCGCACUGCCUCCUCCUCGGGCACGGGCAGCAAUGCGGCCAGGAAGGCCGACAGCAAGGGCUCACUGCGUCGCCGCAGGGCACGCAAGAAGCGCAUGUCCGCCGCCUCGGCGGGCAAGAAGUCCGACUCGGGCUCGGAGGCACCCGGAGAUCUGACCCAAACGCUGAUGAAGUCGUGCGAGUCGAUGUCCUCGCAGCAGCUGCAGGAGUUCACAAAUGCUUUGCUCAGCAUACAGAAGGUCAGUCCCACCAAGGACGAGCCCGCGCCCGAGGCCGACUCGGAGUCGCAGCUGAUGGUGCCCAAAUUCCGCGUCGGCUCCUUCACCACAGCCGCCCUAAGGGCCAGCGAGAUUCGCCUGGGCGCACUCGCCGCCCUCUCCAACUACAUGCACGAGGAUGAGCAGCAAGCAGAGCUGAGCACUGAGGAGCAUCACAGCAGCAUCUCGGAGACUGCUUGGGACAACUACCAAGAGAAAUACAACUCAGAGAACUACUCGGAGGGCUUGGACUCGGAUGCAGCGCGUCGUCUGUUGGAAUUCGGGGACGACUAUCGCAAUUUCAUCGACUCGCAGUCGGACUGCUGCAGUUCGCUGUCGGCUGCCAACAACUUGGACUCGUUUUCGCCGCCGCGCAUGGACUCGCUGCAGCAGCACGAGCUGAAGGCGCUGCACAUCAACCAGGAGACAAUCAGCAGCAGCGUCGACCACGCGCGUCGCCAGCGCGCCCUCGAGCUGCAGUACGAGCGACGUCGCAAGACGCUCGAAGUGCGACGCAAGUCCUGUCAAGACAUGGCCGAUGCAAUCAGCUCCCAGCAGGAGCAGCUGCAGCAGCAACGGGAGCAGCACCAGGCAACCACUGCAAAUCUCUCCUCCUCGGCCACGGCGCUGAUGACGCCCAAGAACUCUGCGUCGGCUCAGCUGCCCGCUCGCACCGAUUCGGUGGGUCGUAAACUGGAGUUCGGUGGCUCGAUGAGCCACUCGGCUCAAUCGCUGCUGCGCCGCACCUCGGAGAGCGACACCUCGACCCGACGCCGUCGCACCGUGACGGCGGAUGAGCGCCGACGCUCCUCUCGCAACCUGGAGAAGUGCAUCAAGGUCAUUCCGGCCACGUCCUCGUCCAGCGGCGAUGACUCCGAGGAUGGCGAGCAGGAGAUGCGCUCGCUGCUGCAGCAGAGCAAGGACAGGCUCGAGGACACGCGCGCCCUCAAGAUACGCUGUCAUCUGCUGAGACCAGAGGAUUAUAACGAGAUCAUUAAUACUUGCCGUGACAAUAUACGCUGCUUGGAGGCCGUGCUGAGGGGUCCGCCUGGCACAGUGCUUUCGACUCAGUGCGCCGGCCAGACAAAAGAUCUGUUGGCCAACUGGGAGGAUUUGCUUAACUGGAGCGAGAAUGCAGCCAGCGCACGCAAGCUGCAGCAGGAGAUGAGCGCACUGAAGCACACGCUGCGCCGUCUUGGCGAUCCCUCCACGCCGGAGCUGCUCGACACAGAGCCGGCCAUACAGGUGGCCAUCGAAGCCUUGAAGCACGAUCAGACACAGCUGAGCAGCUAUCGCACCAACAUGCUGCGCCUGAAUGCCUCCGUGCACAGCUGGCUGACUCGCCAGGAGCGGCGUCUGCAGCAGGAGCAGCUGCAACAGGAGUCCGAACAACUUCAACAGAAAGAGAAGAAGCUGCAGGAGGAGGAGGAGCAGCAGCAGCUUGAGCUGGAGCAGGGGGCGGGCGUGGCCAUCACUGUAACGGACAGCAAUGGCAACCAGGUAGUGGAGGCCUCCACUGGCACCUGCGACGUGUCCAGCCUGAUCAGCGCCGAGCAGGAGUUCCGCAAGCACCUCAAGGACGAGGUCAGCGACAUGUACAGCGCCUGGGAUGAGGCAGAUGCCAGAAUCAACUCGCAGCUGGAGAUGCUCACGAAUUCCCUGAUUGCCUGGCGGCAGCUGGAGUGUGGCUUGAGCGAGUUCCAGCUGGCGCUAGGCCAGGAUCGCGGCACACUCAAGGGCCUGGAGGGUGCCCUGGACAAGGGGCAGGCAACGCCCGUGGAGCUGGCACAGAACGUCAAGCUGGUGGCCAAGCUGCUCUCGGAAAAGGUCAACGUCAGCCAGGAGCAGCUGCUCGCUGUGCAGCAGCACCUGGAUCCCAAUCACAUCUAUCACAUUGCCAAGUUCACAGCCUCUAAUGGCUCGCUGUCCGACUCGGGCAUCUCGGACGGCGGCGCCACCUCCGAUGGCGGCUUGUCCGAGCGCGAGCGCCGUCUGGGUGUUCUGCGUCGCCUGGCCAAGCAGCUGGAGCUGGCCCUAGCGCCAGGCAGCGCCGCGAUGCGUUCCAUUGCUGAGCGCAUGGAGAGCGCCGAGGCGGAGCUGAAGCAGCUGCAGAACACGUGCAGAGACUUGAUUGUGCGCACAGCUGCCUCGCACCAGCAGAAGCAGCAGGAGAAGCUGAAGGAACAGAAGGAGCAAAGGGAGCAUGAGGAGCAGAAGCAGCCACUUGCGAAUGGACAUGCCAAGCAGCUGGCAGUCAAGUCGGCCGAUCACUCGCCCAAACGUCGCAACGGACGCAAGCCUCGUCCAGCUGGCGAGAAGCAGGAGAAGCAGCCGCUGCGCAAGGACCAGGAGCAGCAGGUUGUGGAGCAGCUGCAGCGCAUUGUCGCCUCUGGCGGCGGAGGGGAUGAGCCGCCCGAGGAUCCAGCCACCAUGCUGGACAGCUCCGAGGAUGAGGACGAUGCCGCCGCCAAGGCGAAGCCUCGCGGCUGGGCGUGGCGCAUCGCGCGUGCCGCUGUGCCCAUGCAGCUGGCGCUGUUCACGUUCUUCUGCGCUGCGUGCAUGAUGCAGCCCAAUUGCUGCGAUAAUCUGAACAAUCUGUCCAUGAGUUUCACGCCCCAGUUGCGCUAUAUUCGCGGCCCGCCUCCAAUUUGAGCGAUGCAAGUCGCGCGCGACUCUCAAAACGCGCGCGCGUUUUUAUGUAGGCAGCAAAAUAUUUACUUAAGACGAGUAUCGUUAAGCAAUCUAACAGCCAGUUAGGUGCCAGUCGGGCAAUAUAUAGAUAUGUAUUCAGAUCCCGAUUUGCAGUCGACCUCGCGCGACGAGGCGACUCAGGCGCGUUUUGCGCGCGAUUCGUGCGCGACUCGUGCGCGAUUUGCGUGCGCGCCCUGAAGCAAUUUGCAUAUAAACAUUUUUUGUGUGUGUUUGUCUUUUAUGGAAGCGGAGGCACUUAAUUUCUUAUUUUUUAAAUGUUUAAUUGAAGUGGAAAACAACGCGAGUUAUGCUUAAGAUAUACCCUACAUAGAUUUUGAUUUCACGGAUCGUUUCUUAUAGUUAUCUUAAGAGUUCGAUUGCGGUUCUUGCAAACAUUUAUAGAUUUUUUACGGGAAAUCCUUUAAAAUUAAGUGCAAAAACAAGUUUAA